AUGGUGUUCAAAUCAAUUUUCAUAGCUCUAAUUAUUUCCCUAAUUAUUUCAAUUUCUAAAUGUAAUCCACUAUCAACUAAAGGGUUGACCGUUGACCUAAUCCACAGAGACUCUCCUCAAUCUCCUUACUACAAUCCUUCUUUAUCUCCUAACCAACGUCUCGCAAAUGCGAUACGAAGAUCGUUCGAUCGUGCCCGUCGAUUUAAAUUGGACCCCAUCUCGCCAAAAUCACCCGAAUCGGAUUUAAUCCUCUCAAACGGAGAGUACCUAAUGGAAUACUCUGUCGGCACACCGCCAAUCCCUUCGUUAGCCAUCGCUGACACGGGCAGUGACAUCACGUGGACGCAAUGCCAGCCGUGCACCGAAUGCUUCAAGCAAAAGUUACCCCUUUUCGACCCGAAAAAUUCCUCAACGUACAAAAAUAUCCCUUGCGAUACUAAAUACUGCAGUUCUUUCCGACGGACUUCUUGCAGCGACAAUAAUAAAAAUUGUAUUUAUUCCGCGGCUUACGGUGACGGCUCGUUCACAAACGGCGACCUCGCCACGGAUACUAUCACAUUAGACUCUAGCGACAACGAUGGCAAAAGCGUCGUUUCUUUUCCCGAUAUUAUAUUUGGAUGUGGAUUUAAAAACGGUGGGAUAUUCAACGGGGGCGAAUCGGGAAUUUUCGGUCUUGGAGGUGGGCCUGCCUCGCUCGUUAUGCAAUUAGGUCAAGGGAAAUUCUCUUAUUGCUUGGUGUCAACAUCAAAUAAUGAUAAUAAAUCGAGCUCGAGUAAAUUAAAUUUCGGGGCUAACGCGGACGUUUCGGGUAGUGGGGUGGCAACCACGCCCUUAGUCAAGAAAGUUCCGGAAACUUUCUACUAUUUGACGUUGGAAGGAAUUAGCGUCGGGAAUCAACGGCUGGAGUUCGGCGAUCCGACGGAUCGUGAAGACGGGAACAUUAUCAUCGACUCGGGGACGACGUUGACUUUUUUGCCGUUCGAAUUCUACUUGAGCUACAUGAACGCAAUCAAGAGCUAUAUUAAGUUGAAGCAGAUUGAGGACCCACAACAUGUGUUGACUUUGUGCUACCACUCGAAAACCGACAUAAAGAAUAUUCCUGAUGUGACAGUUCACUUUAGAGGGGCGGAUGUGAAGUUGAAGUACGAGAAUGUUUUUGUCAGGACGAGUGACGUGGCGGUGUGCUUGGCGGCUAGACCUGUGCCUGGGGCUGGCUAUUAUAUUUAUGGUAAUUUGGCACAAAUGGAUUUCCUUGUGGGGUAUGAUCUUGUGAAGAAAACGGUGUCGUUUAAGGCUGCUGAUUGUAGCAAAUGAUUAAUUAAUUAUGAUUUUAUUA
Molecule: messenger RNA, 1336 nt
Organism: Erythranthe guttata (spotted monkey flower)
Lineage: Eukaryota; Viridiplantae; Streptophyta; Magnoliopsida; Lamiales; Phrymaceae
Product: aspartic proteinase CDR1
Cellular component (GO): extracellular region
Source: RefSeq, a predicted model, not a curated record